This is a messenger RNA of Salvia hispanica, 1293 nucleotides long. Its product is annotated as UPF0481 protein At3g47200-like. The record is from RefSeq and is a predicted model, not a curated record. NCBI's taxonomy places the organism in Eukaryota, Viridiplantae, Streptophyta, Magnoliopsida, Lamiales, Lamiaceae.
AUGUCAAACAUAGAUGAUAAAACUCCCUGCUCUGUCACCGUCUACAUCCGAUCUCCGCGCCACGUGCUAUACAGAGUCCCGGUGCAGGUGCGACGCGGGAAGAAGCACAUUUAUGAGCCGGAAGUGGUCCCCCUAGGCCCAUACCACCACCGCUGCCAUCCACAACAACAACUAGUGGAGCCACUCAAGGACGAGCUACGAGAUAUGGUUUGCGCCAACAACAAAACCCUAUUCCUGAGCAAGAUCCUUAGGCGGAUAGACGAAAUCCGCCACUUCUACAAUGGAGCAAAUCACUACACCGACGAUGAAUUGGCUGAAAUGAUGCUUCGCGACGCCUGCUUCCUCAUAUGCUACAUGCAAGUAUGCUCUAUGCAAGUCAACGAAACCAAAACCCUAAUUUGCCAGCGUCUGGGGAUGUCUGGGAUGUUGUUCAUGUUCCGCGAUAUGUAUAUGCUGGAAAAUCAAAUUCCGUUAUGGCUCAUCUUCUUAAUACACCCUCACCAAUCAUUAUUGUGCGAGUACUUAAGCUACAACGCGUUCGGGGAUAACAGGAUGACACACCUUCCAUGGGGAAACGGGCGAGGCGAAGAGCCUCUUCACCUUCUAGAAGCUUCACAUCGCACCCAUCUAUGCCUCGUUGAGACCCGAGAAAAUUCAAGUAAUUGUUUGCAGCUUAUCAAGACACAUAAUCAACUAAGGGAACGAAAGACAAGCUCAACAACUCUGUGGCAAGAGAGGAAUGGCCAGUUUAGAUCGGUGACGGAUCUAAAAGCAAAAGGCAUUCAUUUUCGACGAAGUUCAAAUUGCUUGACCAACGUUAAGUUCUUCUCCUUUGCCUUCUACGCGCAACUCCACCUUCCUUUCUUCUACAUCUCCAACAAUAGGAAAGUAUUCUUGUCCAAUCUUAUUGCAUUCGAGAUGUCACCAGAGGCGGCUGAUACAAACUUUGGCGUAACGUCUUAUGUCUAUUUCAUGAAAACGCUAAUCAACAACGCGGAAGAUGUGAAGGUGUUGAGGGAGAAAGGCAUACUGUACAGCCUGUUGGCGAGCGAUGAAGAGGUGGUUGAAAUGUUUAAAAGCAUUGAUACUUAUGGAUUCUCGAACCGGGACCUUUUUCUUGCCGUGACGAUGAGGAUUGAGGAGCACUGCAACAACAAAGGGAGGAUAUGGAUGGCCGACCUCAUCAACACCAAACUUCGGAGCCCAUGGACUGUGAUAGCUCUCGCCGCCGCCACUUUUUUGCUCUGCCUCACCUUUCUUCAAACUUACUUCACAAUCCAUCGACGCAGUUGA